Messenger RNA from Mollisia scopiformis, 1414 nucleotides. Its product is annotated as GroES-like protein. Lineage: Eukaryota; Fungi; Ascomycota; Leotiomycetes; Helotiales; Mollisiaceae. Bases 92 to 1201 code for a protein of 369 amino acids. Gene Ontology annotation, molecular function: oxidoreductase activity, acting on NAD(P)H. The record is from RefSeq and is a predicted model, not a curated record. The transcript has 6 exons.
CUUUCUCAUUUUUCUGCUGUCAAAGUGCAGCCGUUGUCAACAAAGAGUAUCUGCUAGAAUAGUUGGUUCACGCUCGAUUUCUUCACCCGGAAUGAAAGAGGUAAUAGUUCAUCCAACGCCAGACAUCUGGACUGAGAUACAUGAGACGCCGGUACCUACUCCGGGUCCCAAUGAGAUUGUUAUUCGAGUUAUUGUUGCAGGAUCUAAUGUCAAAGAUUGGCUGCACUUGACAGCACUUAAUGUCUCUUUGAACAGCGGCGAUGAUGUUGCUGGAAUCGUCCACUCUUUGGGUUCUGAUGUCAGCAAAACCAGUGAAUUCAGAACAGGAGAUCGAGUAGCAGCCUUUCAUCCCAUGAUGACCCCGCAUGGUGCAUUUGCCGAAUAUGCUGUAGCACCUCAGCACACAGUGUUUAAGAUACCUGCUGGGACAAGUUUUGAAGAAGCGGCAACCAUUCCUCUAGUUAUCACGACUGCCGGUAUUACUCUGUUUCGUCGGCAAAACCUUCCACCGCCAUGGUCACCGCGCACCCCAUCGAGUAGUCCUAUUCCAUUGAUUAUCUAUGGAGCUUCGGGAGCGCUGGGGACCUUUGCUGUCAAGCUUGCUCGUGCUUCAAAUAUUCAUCCAAUCAUCGCCAUUGCAGGUGCAAAUUCCACUCAUGUUUCACCACUUCUCGACGAAGCAAAUGGUGAUACUAUGAUCGAUUACCGCGUAGGUCCUGAGGAGUUAAAGAAAACUGUUAAGGAAAAGCUCUCUCGGGCCGGUUUGGAAUGUCAUCAUGCUUUUGAUGCUAUUUCCAGUAAAAGCGGAACCUGGAUCCCCCUUUCUCAGAUGUUAACAGCAGCGACCCCCGGCAACAGAUCGUAUCUAUCAGUUGUGUCUGGUGCCAACAAGUACGACGAGGCCGAAAUACAACAUGGUAUAGAGAUAGUCUAUACCUAUGUUGGGACAGCACAUUCAGGAAGCUAUCGAACUGGAAUGGUGAAGCAACCUCAGGAUCAGGAACUUGUGAGAAGUGAUCCCGAAUGGACUUAUGUGUUCUUCAGAUAUAUUGCAAAAAUGCUAGCAGAAGGAACCUUAACUGGACACCCUUUUGUGGUGGUGGAUGGUGGUCUCCAGGGUGUCGAGGAGGGCCUGAGGAGACUAAAGGCCGGGGAGGCAAGAGGACGCAAGUUCGUAUACAGGGUGUCUAGCGAGGACUGACAUCCCUUAAGUCGGCAUUGCAAUCAAACAUGGUCUAUAUACCUAAGUUGAUCUGUUAUAGUGAUUCUCUAUUUGCUUUUCAGCCAACAUACCAGAUGGAAGGUAUCCUACAGUAGAAAUGUUUGCUGUACUCUCCGGUUACAUAAUAGCUAUGAAUAAGAACUGUAGCCAUGGAAGAGGAAUAGCAAGUCUUACAGAGAUUAUUUUGCCUUG